Radiomyces spectabilis is the source of this 482-nucleotide messenger RNA. RefSeq lists its product as uncharacterized. The transcript has a single exon. The record is from RefSeq and is a predicted model, not a curated record. The coding region runs from base 218 to 427 and encodes 69 amino acids. NCBI's taxonomy places the organism in Eukaryota, Fungi, Mucoromycota, Mucoromycetes, Mucorales, Radiomycetaceae.
ACUGCUCCUUCCAUUUAUCGUGGCUGAGUAUGCAGGUUUGAGUUUAAGGAGACUAUGUGCGCGCUGUCUUGUUGUUAUUUUGUUGCAAGACUCUAUCAACUGCAACAUCUGAGUAGAUCUUCUUCAGUGAUGUCAAAGUUCGAUGGAAUUCUUGAACACUUGAUGUUAGCGAUCAUACUGUCAUGACCAUUCCCGCGCACACGUUGUCUUGGCGAUAAUGCAUGACCAUGUGCAUUAUUGGUCCAAGCACACUCCUUCACUGUUGCCAUGCUGGUCCAUGCGCUUACUUCUAUACUUGCUCUUGUGUUCUUCUCUAUCGUUGUCCUUCCUCCUUUUAUUGAUCUAUGCGUUACCUCAUGUUAUGCUCUGCAUUUCAUUUAUUUAUUUUAUUUUAUUGUCGUUGUCUAUUCUGUUUCGCAUCUUUUAGUAUAAAUACCCGAUCUCUUUUAUGAAAUAAACCUCAGUCAAGAAUUGUGUGUAUU